UGGAUGCGCAUGUAGGCGGAAGGGUUCCUACAAACAGCGCAGAGUGAGUGGUUUGGUAGCGGCUGCAGCAGCAGGAGGAAGGACGGUGGUUCUACCCCUAGUGUCUUUCAGUUUAGGCAGAAAAUUAUAUCGGUGUGCCCAUUUUGAUAGUAAUCGGUGAUUUGAGUAUUAGACAAAGGGAUUAUUUGAGAUAUAUUUCGAAGAAUUUCCUUCCGGACAGAGACCGGAACCGCCAUUUUAAUCGAGUAUACGUUUUCGGUGACGGCAGCACUAGCACAAUACAAUGGCUCUUAAAAGAAUUCACAAGGAGUUGAAUGACUUGGCACGGGACCCACCAGCCCAGUGUUCUGCAGGACCAGUAGGAGAUGACAUGUUUCACUGGCAAGCCACAAUAAUGGGACCUAACGACAGUCCUUAUCAGGGUGGGGUAUUCUUCCUGACCAUUCACUUUCCCACAGACUACCCCUUCAAACCGCCAAAGGUUGCGUUUACCACAAGAAUCUACCACCCAAAUAUCAACAGCAACGGCAGCAUCUGUCUCGACAUCCUGCGAUCACAGUGGUCUCCCGCCCUAACCAUCUCCAAAGUUCUUCUCUCAAUCUGCUCUCUGCUGUGCGACCCAAACCCGGACGACCCCUUAGUACCGGAGAUCGCCCGCAUCUACAAGACGGACAGGGAAAAGUACAACAGAAUAGCUCGGGAAUGGACACAAAAGUAUGCAAUGUAGUGUUGGAGUAGAAUCAUGGCGAAACCACCUGUACAACUAAGGUUAGGGGAGCUUUGAAAGUAAAGAGAAGUUAAAACGGAUCUUGUUGGUUUCCAUUGGAGUGCUUUCUUUGAGCCACGCCUCCCCUUAACCAGAGCACCUCCCUCUUUCCUGCCCUUUGCCCCCUCCCUUUACGACCAAUUCUCCACCCCACUUAACCUGGCAGCCAUGGUGUACAUAUUCUCAAACUGCAAUCAUGCCCCUUGCGCUCCCCUCCUUAUUCCUGGUCAUAUCUCUGAUGCAGGCUGGGCUACUCUCCCCCCUGAUGUUUCCAUAGGGCCCUGCCUGCGCCCUCACUCCAAAUGUUCUUGACUCUAAAAGCAUUCCAUAUCAUCUGUAUGACUAGGGGACUGUUCUUUUUUUUUUUUUGGUGGGGAGGGGGGG
Molecule: messenger RNA, 1150 nt
Organism: Salvelinus sp. IW2-2015
Lineage: Eukaryota; Metazoa; Chordata; Actinopteri; Salmoniformes; Salmonidae
Product: ubiquitin-conjugating enzyme E2 D2
Biological process (GO): protein K48-linked ubiquitination
Cellular component (GO): nucleus
Molecular function (GO): ubiquitin conjugating enzyme activity
Source: RefSeq, a predicted model, not a curated record